Molecule: messenger RNA, 1760 nt
Organism: Tribolium castaneum (red flour beetle)
Lineage: Eukaryota; Metazoa; Arthropoda; Insecta; Coleoptera; Tenebrionidae
Gene: Rad9
Product: Rad9
Exons: 6
Coding region: 151-1440 (429 amino acids)
Biological process (GO): DNA repair; DNA replication checkpoint signaling; mitotic intra-S DNA damage checkpoint signaling
Cellular component (GO): checkpoint clamp complex
Source: RefSeq, a predicted model, not a curated record
CAUGCCGGUAAAGAAGGAAUUCGUAAUUGUCAAACACCCGGCUUGUCAAUUUGAAAAGUUGGGGCUUCAGAUUAAAUGUUCAUUUUGAUAAAAACACUUAUUAGCUUCCAAUUUAUUGACUAAUGUGCGGUUAUUUGGCUCGAAACAAUUAUGGACUGCAUAAUUCCGGGGACAAACAUGAAAGUUUUAGCCAAGGCCCUUCAGGCCCUUUCUAAAAUCGGCGACGAAUUGUUCAUAGAAGCAAAAACUGAUGGUUUGGCUUUCAUAACUUUAAAUUCGAGCAAGACAGUUUGCUCCCGCUUUACGUUCCAAGAGGCGUUUUUCAGUAGUUAUGAAGUGAACCAAAAUGAUUCAACUGAAGACAUCAGUUGUAAGAUACACAUGAAGAUAUUCCUGCCCCUUUUUAAGGGAAAUCUAGAGAAAAAACUUGAAUAUUUCAAAGUUGAAUAUUUGGUAGAUAGCGAUUUUAUCAUUUUUAAAAUGAAGUACAAAUGUGACGAUAUUGUGAUGGUGCACAAGUUACGUCUGAUGGACACUGAAACGUUAUCAAUUGGUGUUACCACCAACUCAGGGUGCAAUAACGUAUCAGCUUCCAGCUCGUUUUAUAAUCAACUGCUUUCAAUGUUUAAUCUCACAGACGAUGAAGUUACGUUUGAAAUCACAAAAGCCAAGGUUGUGGCGCGAAAUUAUUGCUUAGGCACGCCGUGUCGUCCAAAAAUGAUGCGAACUCAAAUCAAUUUAAACUCAACCGAAUUUCUGACGUACUUCAUUACGAAAACCUCAUCAAUUAAUUUCUCUUUGAAACCAUUUCGUACUCUAGUCCAUUUUGCCGAAACUUUUAACCUCAACGUGGAUUUAAAUUUUGAAAUCGGAGGAAAACCGUUAUCUAUGGUUUUAAAAAACCCAACUUUCGAAGUCAGUUUCAUCGUUGCAACGCUUGAUCCAUAUUCCGACACAAAUUCCUCAAUUGCAACUGUGAGUUCGCCUAAAAUUGCCACGAAAAAACCGCCUAAAAUUACCGACGAAGCGGACGAUUUAACGAGUAAAGAGAGUAGUUUUCUCGAGUUGAUGAAACAAAGCGAGAAUGUGAACGACAUUGACGUCAUACCAAAAUCACCCGAAUCUCCCCGAAGUAAGAAAGCGAAAACAGUAUUCGGUCGUUGCUACGACCCGACGUUUCACGAAACAGUGUUAGGGGAAGUCCUGGCCGCCAAUAGCGAUUCCGAGCGGAAUACGGUUUUCACCAAACUUAUUUUUUCAAAAAACGGACCCGAGUUGAUGAAACAAAGCGAGCAUGUGAAAGACAUUGACGUCAUACCAAAAUCACCCGAAUCUCCCCGAAGUAAGAAAGCGAAAACAGUAUUCGGUCGUUGCUACGACCCGACGUUUCACGAAACGGUGUUAGGGGAAGUCCUGGCCGCCAAUAGCGAUUCCGAGUGAAACACACAGUAGUAUAUUAAAUAAUUACUAUAUUUGGUACAACAUGAGAUAAGAAGAUUGAUAUGUUCUAUUUACAUUUCGUUAAAUCAUCAGAUAAGAAAGCUAAGCGGGCCUGCUUUGGCACUGUUUGCAAUAAAGUCCCGCUUGAACUUUGUUACGUCUUGAUACGGAUAAAAUACUGUGUGAAAGAUGCUUAAAAAAGGCACAUUUAAACAUUCAUACAUGAAAAUAGUGGUAAGUUAAGACGUUGUAAUAUUUGUAUUUGGUAAUAGUUGUUUGUUGUUAAGUGUAUAAACUACAGAAUAUAGAAUUGAAUUCCA